Messenger RNA from Echinostoma caproni, 216 nucleotides. The record is from the annotation of a GenBank genome assembly. NCBI's taxonomy places the organism in Eukaryota, Metazoa, Platyhelminthes, Trematoda, Plagiorchiida, Echinostomatidae.
AUGCAAGAUGGUAAUUUGUCUCUUGCUGCUUCAUCUAAUGCACAGAAGUUGUGUUCUAUCAAUUACCUCAAGUUGCAUCAGCCCGCUCAUGUGGAGAAAUUGGGAGAAAAGGAAAACANUGCUGCUGCUGCUGCUGCUGCUGCUGCUGCUGCUGCUGCUGCUGCUGCUGCUGCUGCUGUGGUUUCAUUGCUUUCUCGGGGACAUUUUUCCAACUGA